Molecule: messenger RNA, 1644 nt
Organism: Gigantopelta aegis
Lineage: Eukaryota; Metazoa; Mollusca; Gastropoda; Neomphalida; Peltospiridae
Exons: 2
Coding region: 138-1298 (386 amino acids)
Source: RefSeq, a predicted model, not a curated record
UCUGUAACGUUUAUACUACAGACAGUAUGGUCGUCUGCUGCAGGCGUUUAUACUACAGACAGUAUGGUCGUCUGCUGCAGGUGUUUAUACUAUAGACAGUACAGUCGUCUGCUGCAGGUGUUUAUACUACAGACAGUAUGGUCGUCUGCUGCACGAGUUUAUACUACAGACAGUACGGGCAUCUGCUGCAGGUGUUUAUACUACAGACAGUGCAGGUGUUUAUACUACAGACAGUACAGUUGUCUGCUGUUUAUACUACAGACAGUACAGUCGUCUGCUGCAGGUGUUUAUAUUACAGACAGUACAGGUGUUUAUACUACAGACAGUACAGUCGUCUGCUGCAGGUGUUUAUACUACAGAUAGUACAGUCGUCUGCUGCAGGUGUUUAUACUACAGACAGUACAGUCGUCUGCUGCAGGUGUUUAUAUUACAGACAGUACAGUCGUCUGCUGCAGGUGUUUAUAUUACAGACAGUACAGUCGUCUGCUGCAGGUGUUUAUACUACAGACAGUACAGUCGUCUGCUGCAGGUGUUUAUAUUACAGACUACAGUCGUCUGCUGCAGGUGUUUAUAUUACAGACAGUACAGGUGUUUAUACUACAGACAGUACAGGGGUUUAUACUACAGACAGUACAGUCAUCUGCUGCAGGUGUUUAUACUACAGACAGUACAGUCGUCUGCUGCAGGUGUUUAUACUACAGACAGUACAGUCGUCUGCUGCAGGUGUUUAUAUUACAGACAGUACAGGUGUUAUACUACAGACAGUGCAGUCGUCUGUUGCAGGUGUUGAUAUUACAGACAGUACAGUCGUCUGCUGCAGGUGUUUAUACUACAGACAGUAUGGUCAUCUGCUGCAGGCGUUUAUACUACAGACAGUGCAUGUGUUUAUACUACAGACAGUACAGUCGUCUGCUGCAGGUGUUUAUACUACAGACAGUACAGUCGUCUGCUGCAGGUGUUUAUACUACAGCAGGUGUUUAUACUACAGACAGUACAGUCAUCUGCUGCAGGUGUUUAUAUUACAGACUACAGGUGUCUGCUGCAGGUGCUUGUCUUCGAGUCGUGGUCGUCGUGUGUUCUAUGUGAUAUGUUCUAGGCAUAAAAUAAUCCUGUUGCAGUAUAAUUUUAUUAUAGCUGAAAUACUGGGUUGUGAAUAUUUGUUAAUUUCAACGGUUAGUUUUAUACCCACUUUCCAUAAAUGCAAUUCUGCGUGCUUAAUUGUGCAUGUUUCUGUGUGCAAAAAUAUUCAAAGUAUAUCUUCGUAUUACAUGAGAAGUAUUGCUCAAUCAUUGCAAUGACAACACACUUAAAGAAAAUGUUUUUAAAAUACUGAUUAGUCUACGGCCCGCUUUCCAUUGACAUGCUUUCACAUGCAGUUCAAUACAAGUUUAUUGAUAUGUGCAUAUGCACAGUACCUUUUUCAUAUUUUGGUUUUCGUGAGCAGGCAUUCAUUAUGUGGGGAGAAUGUUCAUCAGUGGGCAGUUUUCCCCACGCAAGUUUUUUAGUGAUUCAAUAACACAGUGUUUAAUUGCAGCUUAAAAGUACACAAUUUUGUAUAGCAAUCCACUUGCAAAAACACUGAUGUGAAUAUAGCUUGACAUGUAAGGAUGUUUGUUUUAUUUGCUCAUCAGUUUUACAUUCUUG